Molecule: messenger RNA, 1056 nt
Organism: Megalops cyprinoides (Indo-Pacific tarpon)
Lineage: Eukaryota; Metazoa; Chordata; Actinopteri; Elopiformes; Megalopidae
Gene: mob1a
Product: MOB kinase activator 1A
Exons: 6
Coding region: 224-874 (216 amino acids)
Biological process (GO): hippo signaling; positive regulation of protein phosphorylation
Cellular component (GO): cytoplasm; nucleus
Molecular function (GO): protein kinase activator activity
Source: RefSeq, a predicted model, not a curated record
UUAAACGCAUCACGGUGUCUAGUCAGAGGACCCGAAACUUUGUAGUAAAAAUCCAUCCAGGUAGCGAGAAAGUUGAAGAAAGGUUGUAUUUCAGCUAGCACACCAACGGAAUCACCUGUCGCAUAGCCAGCACAACAUAAAUUGGCAUUGGCACUGCUGCAGGUGUAUCUUUUUCUUCGUUUUUUGGGGCGAAACAAAAGUUAGCUAGCUAACGUUAGCUACAAUGAGCUUCCUCUUUGGCAGCCGCUCGUCAAAGACCUUCAAACCAAAGAAGAACAUCCCGGAGGGUUCGCACCAGUAUGAGCUGCUGAAGCAUGCGGAGGCCACACUGGGCAGCGGCAACCUGCGGCAGGCUGUCAUGCUGCCAGAGGGAGAGGACCUCAACGAAUGGAUCGCAGUCAACACUGUGGACUUCUUCAACCAGAUUAACAUGCUGUAUGGCACCAUCACUGAGUUCUGCACUGAGACCAGCUGUGCAGUGAUGUCUGCCGGGCCAAGGUAUGAGUACCACUGGGCAGAUGGCACAAACAUUAAGAAGCCCAUCAAGUGCUCUGCUCCCAAGUACAUUGACUACUUGAUGACCUGGGUACAGGACCAGCUGGAUGAUGAAACGCUGUUCCCCUCAAAGAUCGGAGUGCCCUUCCCUAAGAACUUCAUGUCUGUGGCGAAGACAAUCUUGAAGCGUCUGUUCCGGGUGUAUGCCCACAUCUACCACCAGCACUUUGACUCUGUCAUGCAGCUCCAGGAAGAGGCCCACCUCAAUACUUCCUUCAAGCAUUUCAUCUUCUUUGUGCAGGAGUUCAACCUGAUCGACCGGCGGGAGCUGGCUCCCCUGCAGGAUCUGAUCGAGAAGCUUGGCUCCAAGGAUCGAUAGAGGGAAUCUUGCUCUGUCUCAUUCACUUCCUCUCUUACACUUUCUUCUUCCUCACUCUCUGUGACAGUCACUUCCUCUGUUUCUUUCUGUCUCAAUCAGUGCCUCUUUGUCACUGUUAGAAGUAUUCUUAGUGGUGCAGAGGAGUCCCGCACCCCCCCGCCCUCCCCAAUCCCCCAUCCCCC